This is a messenger RNA of Neoarthrinium moseri, 2886 nucleotides long. RefSeq lists its product as uncharacterized. Bases 1 to 2886 code for a protein of 961 amino acids. The transcript has a single exon. Lineage: Eukaryota; Fungi; Ascomycota; Sordariomycetes; Amphisphaeriales; Apiosporaceae. Gene Ontology annotation, biological process: glucan catabolic process. The record is from RefSeq and is a predicted model, not a curated record. Gene Ontology annotation, molecular function: beta-glucosidase activity.
AUGGAUCACAAGCAGGAAGAAGGGCUCCUCAGCCCCAAGGAGCAUUUCCGGCGCUCCUACGACAGCCGUGACUCGUCCGACCUCGACUCCGAUAUCGACGCGACCGAGUAUCUACAGUCCGACCCCCUGACGGCCCCCAAGGGCUCCUAUAAUCCCGCAUACCAAACACAACCGCGCAAUCGGUGGCUGCGCCAGCCGUGCUGCUGUUGCGCCGGUCGGUCGCGGAAGUGCGUCUGGACAUGCCUAGGUAUACUGGCGCUGGUCUUCAUCGCCCUCGGUGGAGGUGGUUUCUUCGCGUACAAGAAGUUCGCCGCGCCCAAGGAUGGCCUGUCUCCUCCGUGGUAUCCCACGCCGAAGGGCGGCACGGCGCGCAACUGGGCCGAUAGCUACCGGAAAGCAAGCGAGAUGGUCUCGAAGAUGACCCUGCCCGAGAAGGUUAACGUCACGACUGGCACUGGGUGGGAAAUGGGUCCCGCUGUAGGCAACACUGGUCCGGCUGUGAAUGUCGGGUUCCCAUCGCUGGCACUCCAGGACGGCCCGCUGGGCAUUCGGUUUACCGACAACGCCACGGCAUUCCCAGCAGGAAUCACCGUGGGCGCGACCUGGAACAAGGAUCUGAUGUACCAGUGGGGGAAUGCGCACGCCAUCGAAGCUCGCAAGAAGGGAAUCAAUGUCAUCCUGGGGCCCUGCAUUGGACCAUUGGGCCGAAUGCCCGCAGGCGGCAGAAAUUGGGAAGGUUUUGGCGCAGAUCCGUACUUGCAGGGAAUUGCUGCUGCCGAGUCGAUCAAGGGAAUCCAAGACGAAGGCAUCAUGGCGACCAUCAAGCACCUGGUCGCCAACGAGCAGGAGCAUUUCCGCCAGUCCUGGGAAUGGGGCCUCCCGAAUGCCAUCUCGAGCAACAUCGACGACCGCACAAUGCAUGAGCUAUACAUGUGGCCCUUUGGCGAUUCGGUCAAAGCCGGCGUGGCGAGCGUCAUGUGCAGUUACAACCAGAUCAACAACUCGUAUGCUUGCGGCAAUUCAAAGAUCCUCAAUGGAAUCCUGAAAGAUGAGAUGGGCUUCCAAGGAUUUGUCAUGAGCGAUUGGCUGGCACAGCGCGGUGGCGUGUCUAGUGCUUUGGCCGGUCUGGAUAUGACCAUGCCGGGAGAUGGCCUCUUCUGGGCAGACGGCAAGUCGCUAUGGGGCCCGGAGCUGACCAAGUCGGUUAUGAAUGGUUCUGUUCCCCUUGAAAGACUGAAUGACAUGGUCACGCGUAUCGUCGCAGCGUGGUAUCAGUUUGGCCAGGAUGAUACUGAGAGAUUCGACCCGGAUGGCCCCAAUUUCUCGUCGUGGACGAACGAUGAAUAUGGCGUUUUCGCACCAGGCAGUCCCUCGGAGCAGGAGAAAGUCAUCGUCAACGAAUACGAGAAUGUGAUGGGCAACCACUCCGCCAUUGCCCGCCAGAUCGCUGCCGAGGGUACCGUGCUCUUGAAGAACGAGCAGAUCCUCCCCAUCGACCGCCACGGCAACACAGACAUGAAAUUGCGCAAGAAGCAUGAAGGAGUAGUGCGAAUCGGUAUUUUCGGCGAGGACGCUGGCCCUGGUCCCAACGGGCCGAAUGGUUGCAAAGAUCGGGCUUGCAACGAAGGCACGCUUGCUUCCGGCUGGGGCUCCGGUGCGGUGGAGUUCCCGUACCUCGUCACUCCGAUUGACGCGCUUGGCAGUGGCUGGGAUAAGGACAAAGUCAAUGUGUCUUCAUGGUUGACGAACUCGCCCCCAUUUUCAGAGCAGCCAGAAAUUCUCGGCAACCAGGAUAUCUGUAUUGUCUUUGCCAAUGCAGACUCUGGAGAAGGUUUCGUAAGCUGGGAAUCCGUGAAGGGGGACCGCCCAGACCUUUUCUUGCAGAAGGGAGGCGAUGACUUGAUCGUCUCGGUCGCCAAUGGCUGUGGCGGCGGUUCUGGUGAAACGAUUGUCAUCAUCCACACAGUUGGUCCAGUUAUCAUGGAACGAUGGAUCGAUCUCCCUGGUGUCAAGGCUGUUCUCCUGGCCAACCUGCCAGGACAAGAAAGUGGAAAUGCCUUGGCAGAUGUGCUCUUCGGCGCCGUCAACCCCAGUGGACAUCUCCCGUGGACCAUUGGCAAGAACCUGGAUGAUUAUGGUGAUGGUGCGAAGAUCAUGUACCUCCCCAACAACGUUGUUCCCCAGCAGAACUUCGCUGAAGGGCUCUACGUUGACUAUCGCUACUUUGACAAGUACGAUAUCAAGCCACGAUUCGAGUUUGGCUUCGGCCUCUCUUACACAACCUUCAACUUCACCAUUCCCAGAAUCAAGGAACAAAAGCCCAAGAGCGCUUAUCCUGCUGCCCGGCCGCGAGACUUUGCCAUGCCGCCAGAGUACGACCCGAGCAUUCCCGACGAGGACGAGGUACUAUUUCCCCCGAACUUCAGAAAGCUUGAGAAGUUCGUCUACCCGUACUUGGACACCGUCGACGAGAUCAUCAUGGACCCUUAUCCUUACCCCGAGGGCUACGAUGUCAAGCAGCCUCUGUCCCCUGCUGGCGGCGACGAGGGCGGAAACCCGGACCUGUGGGAGACGUAUGUAACGGUCAGCACCAACGUCACAAACACGGGCGCUCGAGACGGCAACGUCGUGACUCAGCUCUACCUCGCAUACCCGCCGAACGCGAGCAAGACUGAGGGUGUUGACUUCCCCGUCAAGGUGCUGAGGGGAUUCGAGAAGACGUUCCUGAAGCAGAACGAGAUGGCGACCAUCACGUUCAACGUCACGAGGCGGGACCUGAGCUACUGGGAUGUGAAGGCGCAAAACUGGAAGAUGGUCACGGACGGGACGUAUGGGUUUGUCGUUGGAGAAAGCUCACGGCUGCUGCAUGCGAUGGCUGAGUGGUAG